GAUUUAAACUUGUUUAUUUUAGGUCAACUUUAGAUGAUUAUCAAGACAUAAUGAAUUAAGAGAUGUUUGUUCUAUCAUUUUUAAAUUGACACUCAUAAAUUUAAUCCACCAAUUUUAUAAACAUCAUUACAUCAUGUUAUUAAUUUUGUCUUAAGGUUGAUUUUAGCCGGCUACUUCCAGAAUUCUUGUAUUCGUAGCAAUGAAACUAUUUUUUAUGUGCAAAAGCACGUGUUGUUUCUUAUUGGGUGUUUGGCAAGUAUCUCUGAUUAAAUGAUUUAUUUAAUUUGUCUAACCAACUAGUAACAUUAGGGAGGUGUUUGACAGCUAGCUUUUUUAUUGGUUUUUGGAUUAUUAGCUAGUCAAAUAGACAACAAAAUAAGAGUUGUGGUAAACGAUUUUAAAGUCAAAACUAAAAAGCUAUGAGGAGUAGUUUUUUUCAUUGGCUUUGACUCUUUAAUAAACACUUUCAUGAUAGUUUUAAACGACUGGCUUGAACUGUUGGCUUAUUAGUCAAUGUUUUUUAGUUGCUCAAACCAAACAACUUCAACCAGUAGUUAUUUGCCAAACAAACCUUACUUUUUGUUUGCUAAUAAGCCAAGUGUAUAUGUUGGGAGAUCUGUUGCUCUAAUAAUAUUAGAGUAAAAUUGGGUCAAGAAGCCGAAAAUAAAAACAUAACAUCUUUUUAACUGCUUAACCGACCAGAUAGCCAAAAUCAAACCAAGAACCCAUUUUCAAACACCGUAGCCAAAAUCAAGCACAUUAUUCUUCUAUCAAAUACUAUCAUUCUAGUCUAAGUUCUGAAGACUCCUUCAAGCUAACCAUUGAUUACCAACUACUCUUAACUCUGUCAUUCUAGUCCACCUACCCAAGAUUCCACCUACCCAAGAUGUUGAAACGUGCAUACAGCAUACACACUAGUUUUCUUCUUGUCAAACCAUUAGUUUAAUCAAUUGAUGUAGCAAGUGAAAUUGACAAAAAUAUAUUUACAGAUAAUAUCUUAAGGAUAUGAAUCAAGUGGGAAAAAAGAAUUACUAAGGUUUUAGGUAUAUAUAACAAAAUCUUAAAUAUUUACACACAUAAAAUCAACAUUUAGGAGAUAUGGGUUGACUUUUCUUGUUGAAGUUAAAUUCUUAUUAUCUUUAGGUAAUGAAAUUAUUAAGGACUAAACUGUAUGAUUUGAACUAGUAAAACUUCCUUAGCAUGAACUUGUUGAUGUGAAGCGCAGCAUCCAUGAAAACAUGUUCUUUAGGCCAAAGUUCCACCAAAAAAUGUCUUUCUUCUGUAAAUUUAUUUGUCUGAGUUUUUUCCUAUUCUUUCAGCUAUGUCAUCUUGUAUUUUCAGAGCCCCAAUUUGCUAGCUCAUUCUGUAUAAAAAAGAGUGGAUCAUACACAAAGAACAGCCUGUAUUGGACUAAUCUGAGUCUCGCUUUCUCGAAUUUAACAUCUGCAUCAUCAGUGCGCGGGUUUUCCAACUUCACUUCAGGUGACGGUGUUGACAAGGUUUAUGCUCUCUUCUAUUGCAGAGGUGACCUGAAACAUGCAGAUUGUCGCGACUGUGUUGAAACUGCUAUAACAAGGAUUUUGUUCGAGUGUACCAACGAGAAGGAAGCAAUCGUUUUUUUCGAGGAAUGCACAUUUCGUUUUGCUAAUCGCUCUAUCUUUUCCCUAGAGGAGGAAGAUCCAAAUGAUUGGUCUUACAGUAAAGAUAUGGUUCCUGAUAAAGAUCAGUUCAAUGAUGUACUUACAGCAGCAAUAAGUGACCCUAUUAAUCAAGCCGCGUUUAAUAAGUCUAGCAAUGGUUUUGCUACAGGAAUUACAGCGAAUUCAUCUACGAAUCAGACUGUAUAUUGUCUUGCACAAUGUACACCGGACAUUCUUGGCAAUUCAUGCCUUAAAUGCCUUGAAGCAGCACUUGGGAACUUGCUUGAUGAGGGGAAAACUAAGAUGAGUCUUUUCAUGCCUAGUUGUCAGGUUAUGUAUUCUCUUGCUCCUUUCUUCGAUAAUGGAACUGCACCGAGUUCUUCACCAGUUAAUCCUGCUCUCGAUUCUCCUGCUAAUGCACCGUCUUCUAGAGUUUCCCCUCAAUCCCGAAAAAAUACGAAACUGUACGUUGGUGUAGGAGUUGGUGCUGCUGCGUUAGGAUUGCUUGUUAUUCUCUUUUCUAUUUGGUUUUGGAUGCGUAGGAGAAGGGAAAUUAUGGAAAGUCAAAAAGAUAAGCAUGAAGAGAAGAAAGGCCAACAGUUUGCAGACAAUGUGAACAAUACAUUUACUUAUGAAGAACUGGCUAUAGCAACUGAUAACUUCUCAGAUGUCAAUCUUCUUGGUCAAGGUGGUUUUGGAUAUGUCCAUAAAGGAGUCUUGCCUAAUGGCAAAAUGAUUGCUGUCAAACAGUUGAAAACUGGAAGUAGACAGGGGGAACGUGAGUUUCAGGCUGAGGUUGAGACAAUUAGCCGUGUGCAUCACAGGCAUCUAGUUUCCCUUGUUGGAUAUUGCAUAUUUGGAGAUCAUCGGUUACUUGUAUACGAAUUCAUCCCGAACAAGACCUUAGAGUUCCAUUUACGCGAAGGAAUACCACCUUUGAGUUGGGGCACAAGGUUGAAAAUUGCUAUUGGUGCCGCGAAAGGAUUGGCAUAUCUUCAUGAAGAUUGUCAUCCGAAGAUUAUUCAUCGAGAUAUAAAGGCAGCAAAUAUUCUUAUUGAUAACGAGUUUGAAGCGAAGGUUGCAGAUUUUGGGCUAGCAAAGUUUUUUUCGGAAACAGAAACUCAUGUUACCACUAGAGUCAUGGGAACUUUCGGCUACCUUGCUCCAGAGUACGCUGCAAGCGGGAAACUUACUGAUAAGUCUGAUGUCUUCUCAUUCGGGGUUUUGCUUCUGGAAAUAAUAACAGGGCGUAAACCUGUUGAUAGAUUCCGUCCUUUCGUAAAUGAUAAUAUGGUUGAAUGGGCGAGGCCUUUGCUAGCACAAGCACUAGAAGGCGAACAUUGCAGUGAUCUUGUUGAUCCAAAAUUGAAGGACUAUAAUCCUUAUGAAUUGAAUCAAAUGAUUGCUUGCGCUGCUGCAUGUGUUCGUGCUUCUGCAAAGCAACGACCUCGUAUGAGUCAGGUAGUACAAGCUCUGGAGGGGAAUUUGUUAGCUGAUGAUCUGCUGAAAGAAAGGCAAGAACAAAGUACUGGCGAAUACAGUUCAUUAUCAAGUGAGCACGGUGUUCCUGCGUCUUCCUCGAGUACUGAAUUUCAAGAAAGUUCACUAUAUAUACAUGGUAGAUGAUCUAGAACGUUCUGUUGGAUGAAUUCGAUCAACCUCCGAAUGUUUAAUGUAAUGUAAUCAAGGGCAUGUCAAAUAGCUUAGCAUCUCCCAAGUCCCAACUAUAUAACUGAUACAAACUUCUAAUAGCUUAGGGCCUGUCAUGAUCUAGAAAUUUAACAGGUGUUAAAGGAAAUAUUAAAAAAAAAAAGCACGUCUUGUAUGAGACUGUUUCACCGUGAGAUUGCCCAUACAAGCAGCCCAAUAGUAAAAAAACAAAAAAAAAAAAAAACAUUGAAAACUGAAUUUACACUUAUACAGGAAGCGAUUAUUUUUUUAAAAUAGUUUGGGCCGACCCGAUUAAAGUCGUCUCAUGAUGAGACAACCUCAAUAAAGAAUUAAUGAUUAAAAGAAUAUAUUACAUAUCUAAAGUUGUCAAUAAG
Amaranthus tricolor (Joseph's coat) is the source of this 3685-nucleotide messenger RNA. RefSeq names its product proline-rich receptor-like protein kinase PERK15. Gene Ontology annotation, molecular function: protein kinase activity; ATP binding. The transcript is spliced from 9 exons. Gene Ontology annotation, biological process: protein phosphorylation. The coding region runs from base 1239 to 3266 and encodes 675 amino acids. The record is from RefSeq and is a predicted model, not a curated record. NCBI's taxonomy places the organism in Eukaryota, Viridiplantae, Streptophyta, Magnoliopsida, Caryophyllales, Amaranthaceae.